AUGGAUAACUUUUUGGGAUCAUCUUUGGAAAAGACCAAAGGCAUUUCGCCUAGAUCAGGGUCAUCCAGCAGCAACUACCCGUCCGUUGCAGGCAAUACACAAUCCCCGGCAUACCUCUCUUCUUCGGAUGCAUUUUUUAUUCCUUUAGAGUUAAGCUCCAUGACAAUGGAAAGACUCAUACCAAUUCUCGAUGAGUUCAACUUAUGUGAAAAGACUCUCUUGCAUUUGAAAGAUGCAUCAUCUAGCAAAUCUGUGGCAUGUAGCCGGAUGUCACAUAACGUAGAUGUCAAGAAAGUGUGGGAUUCUCCCGGAACUGCAUUCAAACUCUUGGAGGUAUUAAUAUCAGUAUACAAGAAGUUGGACCCAUUGCAGAUUACCAACCACGAAUUUGGUCGAAUUUGUGGCGUUCUUGCCUUGUUUCAGAUGAUGGCUUCUCAUCCAGAAGUGAAAAUGGGACUCAUUAGAGCUAACAUACCAUAUUAUUUAUACCCAUUUCUUCAAGCAAAAGCUGAUGACAAAGCGCUUGCUCAGAUAAGGCUCAGUAGCUUGGCUGUCCUCUGCGCCUUUGUAAUGUGUGAAGAUCCUGUGCAAGCCCAAAGUGUUGUUCACUUUCUGCUUGAAUCCGAAGCAUUUCCAUUGUGCCUGAGCUGGAUGGAUAAGGGAACUGGACGUACCCAGGAGCUUGCAACCCUUAUAGUUGCAAAAAUUUUGAUGCAAGAGAAGGGGCUCCAUUAUUGCUCUUCACGUGCUGACCGGCUUUUUGUGACGCUUCAAGUUUUGACUGGCAUGGUGGAUCAGCUUGCUAGAAGUCCAAGUGCAAGCAUGUUGCACAAGGUUGUUUACUGUCUCGUUAGAUUGUCUGCAGCAGCAAGAUCAGACGAGUAA
This is a messenger RNA of Coffea arabica (coffee), 885 nucleotides long. RefSeq lists its product as uncharacterized. Gene Ontology annotation, cellular component: CCR4-NOT complex. The record is from RefSeq and is a predicted model, not a curated record. Gene Ontology annotation, biological process: mRNA catabolic process. Lineage: Eukaryota; Viridiplantae; Streptophyta; Magnoliopsida; Gentianales; Rubiaceae.